This is a messenger RNA of Plasmodium relictum, 1722 nucleotides long. Its product is annotated as conserved Plasmodium protein, unknown function. The transcript has a single exon. Bases 1 to 1722 code for a protein of 573 amino acids. NCBI's taxonomy places the organism in Eukaryota, Apicomplexa, Aconoidasida, Haemosporida, Plasmodiidae. The record is from RefSeq and is a predicted model, not a curated record.
AUGAAUAAAAAUGAAUAUAAUAAAAGAUAUAUGAGUUAUAUAAAUACAAAAAAUUAUAAUGAAUUAUCUAUUUCUCGGAAAGAACAAAAUAUUUCUUAUCAAAAUAAUAACAAAAUCAUGCUUAAUGAUUUCAAAAUAAAUGGUAUAAAGGAAGAAGAAUUAAAUAUGAAAAGUGAAUAUAUUAAUAGUUAUGAUUAUUUAAAAAGUGAUAGAAAUGAAUUAAGCGGCUCUCUAAAUUUAAAUAAAGGCUUUAAUAAAAAUUUAAACAGCAAAGAAAAAUAUAUGAAUGUUCAAAAUAAUGAAAUUUUAUCAAAUUCUUACUUUGAGAAUUUUGUUUCUUCAUAUUCAAAUAAAUAUUUAAAUGAGAACAAUAAUUAUACAUAUGAUAGUAAUAAUAAUAAAAUAAAAAAUGAUUUCAGAAAAAGUGGCUAUGUUAUUAGCAACAGAAGUAAUAAUAUUAUUCAUAAAAAAAGUAAAAAAUAUAAUAAUAAAUUAAUUUACUCAAAUAAAAAAAAUGAUACUUUUUUAAAAGGUAAUAAUUUAAAUAUAAGUAAUAAUCAAUGCAAUAUUUAUCAUCAAGAAAACAGUAUAAAUAAUUAUUCCAUAAUGGAUUUUAACAAUAAUAGAACUAUUAAGAGAAGUAUGAAUUUCAUGAAUUACAAUACCUUGAAAACAUUUAACAAUUCUUAUUUAAGUAAUAAUAAUAUAAAUGAAAAUACGAAUAAUAAUUUUAAUAAGUAUUUAAAUGAAAGUAUAUUCGAAAAUAAAAAUUACAUAAGCAAUGGAAUUCCAAUUAAUCAUGAAAUUAACGCAAAUAAGAUCAUUCAUAGCUUCAAUAUUAAGGAUUACUCAAGUAAAAGUAAUAAUAUAAAUCAUUUAAAUGAAUCAAACAAACAAGAAUGUAUAAGUAAAAAUAAUAACAUAAAUUAUAGAAAAAUAAAUAAAAGAAAUAAAUCUAUGAAUAUUUUCAAUGAAAAUAUAAAAAUCGAAAAAAAAAAUACAAAUGAAAAUGCAUAUAGUAAUACAAAAGAUAAAGUUCCAAAAUUUAUAUUUUGUAAAUAUUGUGAUAUCAAUAUUGAAGAAAAUAAAUUAGAAGAUCACAAUAAAAAUCAGCAUAUAAAAUGCCCAAUAGAUAAUUGUAAUCAUAUAUAUAAUAUUGAUUGUCUAGAAUUUCAUUUAUUAAACCAUAUGAAAAAUGAUAAAAAUGAAAACAUUUUAAAUAAUCCAAAAGAGAUAGAAAAGUGGAUUAAUGAAAGAAAAAAAAAUUAUCCUACAAGAAGCAAAAUAAUUAAUGAUAAAAAUAAACAAGUAUCGAAAAUAAAAAAAAAGCCAAAUUGCUUAAUUGAAGAAUUAUUUUUUGAAAGUUACUGUUCUGCAAUAGGUAGAAAUUUAUAUUAUAAAAACGAAUUAAAAAAAUCUUUAUUUAUUCCUUUAUUAACUAAGUUGUCGCAAAAUAACUUUCGUAACAUUUAUGAAAAUGAUUAUUAUAACAUUUCAAAUAAUAAACUUAAAGGGGGAAAAAAACAAAAUAGAAGUUUUUCAAAAAAGCAAUUAAUUGACUCUUUAAACAUUCAUAAAAAGCCACCAUUACUUUAUCAAUUAAUGAAAAAUGAAAUUUAUUUAUAUGAAAAAAAAUUAAUGAAAUGCAUUGAAUAUAUAACAGAAAAUAAUUUUUUUGAUGAUUUUUUGGAUAAAAAAAAUGACAUUAUUGAAUUAAAUUAA